Candoia aspera is the source of this 5104-nucleotide messenger RNA. It is a transcript of the gene CLUH, whose product is annotated as clustered mitochondria homolog. Gene Ontology annotation, cellular component: cytoplasm. The transcript has 26 exons. The record is from RefSeq and is a predicted model, not a curated record. Lineage: Eukaryota; Metazoa; Chordata; Lepidosauria; Squamata; Candoiidae. Bases 127 to 4125 code for a protein of 1332 amino acids. Gene Ontology annotation, molecular function: protein binding; mRNA binding. Gene Ontology annotation, biological process: intracellular distribution of mitochondria.
CCGAGGUGAAGCGCGGACCACGUGGGGCUGCGACGGGCUCGACUGUCCUUCCAGCGGCAGCGCAGCGGGGCAGCGGCGGGGAAGCGGGCAGCGGCGGCAGAAGAGCGCGAGCGGCGGCGGCCGGCCAUGGUCAUCAAGGCGGACGAGAUGACUCCUGCGGGAGGAGCGGCGGCGGAGCAGCCCAGCCAGAGCGCCGUCAAGGACCCGCCGAGGGAACCCGCAGAGGAACCCCCCUCCGCCAUCGCUCUGAUGAACGGGGACAGCUUGCACGAGAACGGCAAGGAGGAGACCAGGCAAAAUGACCACGAAGACCCAAACCAUACAGACGACCAAGAGGUCAUCGUCAUCCAGGACACCGGCUUCACAGUCAAAGUCCAUGCGCCGGCAGUAGAACCCUUCCCCCUGCAAGUGUCUCCUCAAGAGAUGGUUCAGGAGAUCCACCAAGUUUUGAUGGACCGUGAGGAUACUUGUCACCGAACGUGUUUCUCUCUGCAGUUGGAUGGCAAUGUUCUCGAUAACUUUGCUGAGUUGAAGACCAUUGAAGGGUUACAAGAAGACUCAGUAUUAAAGGUAGUUGAAGAGCCAUACACUGUUCGAGAAGCUCGGAUACACAUCCGUCAUGUCCGUGAUCUCCUCAAGAGCCUUGAUCCAUCCGAUGCCUUCAAUGGCGUUGACUGCAACUCGCUGUCAUUCCUCAGCGUCUUCACCGAUGGAGACCUUGGAGACAGCGGCAAGCGGAAGAAGAAGGGUGCAGAAAUGGAGCAGAUUGACUGCACCCCCCCUGAGCACAUCUUACCCGGGAGCAAAGAGAGGCUGCUCUGCCCUCUUCAGCCUCAGAACAGAGACUGGAAGCCUUUGCAGUGCCUAAAAGUCCUAACCAUGAGUGGCUGGAAUCCACCGCCUGGCAAUCGCAAGAUGCAUGGAGAUCUCAUGUAUUUGUAUGUCAUCACAGUAGAAGAUCGCCAUGUCAGCAUUACAGCAUCUACCCGAGGUUUCUACCUCAAUCAGUCCACAGCCUAUAACUUCAACCCUAAGCCUGCUAAUCCCAGCUUCCUCAGCCAUUCCCUGGUAGAGCUCCUGAACCAAAUUAGCCCUACUUUCAAAAGGAAUUUUGCAGCUCUGCAGAAGAAACGGAUCCAGAGGCACCCACUAGAGAGAAUAUCCACCCCCUUCCAAGUGUACACCUGGACAGCUCCACUAGCGGAACACGCCAUGGAUUGCGUGAGAGCGGAAGAUGCUUACACCUCAAGAUUGGGCUACGAAGAACAUAUCCCAGGACAGACCAGAGAUUGGAAUGAAGAAUUGCAGACAACUCGAGAACUGCCACGUAAAAAUCUGCCAGAAAGGCUGUUGAGGGAGCGAGCUAUCUUUAAGGUUCAUAGUGACUUCACUGCAGCUGCCACCAGAGGUGCAAUGGCAGUCAUUGAUGGCAAUGUGAUGGCUAUCAACCCAAGCGAGGAGACCAAGAUGCAGAUGUUUAUCUGGAAUAACAUCUUCUUCAGCCUGGGUUUUGAUGUCCGGGACCACUAUAAGGACUUUGGGGGGGAUGUGGCUGCCUACGUGGCCCCAACCAAUGACCUCAAUGGGGUCCGGACAUACAACGCUGUGGACAUUGAAGGGCUAUACACCCUGGGCACAGUGGUGGUGGACUACCGAGGGUACCGAGUGACAGCCCAGUCCAUCAUUCCAGGCAUCCUGGAACGGGAGCAAGAACAGAGUGUCAUCUAUGGCUCAAUAGACUUUGGCAAGACAGUUGUCUCCCACCCCAAGUAUCUGGAGCUGCUGGAGAAAACCAGCCGGCCGUUGAAGAUCCAGAAGCACAUGGUCCUCAAUGACAAGAGCGAGGAAGUGGAGUUGUGCUCAUCUGUGGAAUGCAAGGGGAUCAUUGGCAAUGACGGGCGCCACUACAUCCUCGACUUGCUCCGCACCUUUCCCCCCGACCUCAAUUUUCUGCCAGUGGAGGGGGAAGAAAUGCCAGAGGAAUGUCAGAAAAUGGGCUUCCCCAAGCAGCAUCGACACAAGCUUUGCUGUCUCCGGCAAGAACUGGUGGAUGCCUUUGUGGAACAUAGGUAUCUUAUGUUCAUGAAGUUGGCUGCUCUGCAGCUAAUGCAGCAAAAGGCUAACAAGCCGAGCAGCCCUUCCGUGGGAAAUGGCAGCAGCCCCACCACUUCCUUUCCGGAGAACGGCGUGGAAGACAAGGAGACAUCUCUGCUAGAAGACGGCAAGAUGGAGGAUAAUACUCCUGGUCUAGAGCAGGUGAAAGAGCUCACAGAGACCAUUGCAUCAGAUGACGGAGCAGUGGACCCCAAAAGCAGAGAGGUAAUUCAGAAUGCCUGCAAAGCUGUUGGUUCCAUCAGUAACACGUCCUUUGAUAUACGGUUCAACCCAGAUAUCUUCUCUCCAGGUGUCCGCUUUCCAGAGUCCAGCAAAGAGCAAAUUCAGGAUCAAAAGAGACUACUAAAGGAUGCAGCUGCUUUUCUAGUAUCGUAUCAAAUUCCAGGCCUGGUCAAAGACUGUCUCGACCACACCAUGUUGCCAAUGGAUGGCACCACUUUAGCAGAAGCCAUGCAUCAACGGGGUAUCAACAUGCGCUAUCUGGGGAAAGUGAUCACCUUCAUCAUGGAGACCCCUGCCCAGACUCAACUUGAUCACAUUUAUAAAAUAGGAAUCACAGAAUUGAUCACUCGGUCAGCCAAGCACAUCUUCAAGAUAUACCUGCAGGGAGUGGAGCUCUCAGGGUUAUCGGCUGCCAUUAGUCACUUCCUCAACUGCUUCCUCAGCUCCUUCCCUAACCCAGUGGGCCACCUCCCUGCCGACGAGCUGGUCUCCCGGAAGAAAAACAAGAGGAGGAAAAACCGGAACCUGGGCACUGCUGACAAUACCGCCUGGGCUGCGAUGAGCCCCCAGGAGCUGUGGAAGAAUAUUUGCUCAGAAGCCAAGAGUUACUUUGACUUUGGUCUGGAAAUUGAAAGUGUUGACCAAGCAGUAGAAGUAUACAACCUACAGAAGAUUACCCUGCUGCGGGAGAUUUCUCUCAAAACUGGAAUCCAGAUCCUGCUGAAAGAAUAUAACUUUGAUAGCCGUCACAAACCAACGUUCACCGAGGAGGACAUCCUCAACAUCUUCCCUGUUGUGAAACACGUCAACCCCAAAGCAUCAGAUGCGUUCCACUUCUUCCAGAGUGGGCAGGCAAAAGUUCAACAAGGUUUCUUGAAAGAGGGUUGUGAAUUGAUCAGUGAAGCCUUAAACCUGUUCAACAACGUCUACGGAGCGAUGCACGUGGAGAUCUGUGCCUGCCUUCGGCUGUUGGCUCGCCUGAACUACAUCAUGGGAGAUUAUUCAGAGGCCUUAAGCAAUCAACAGAAAGCGGUGCUAAUGAGUGAAAGGGUCCUUGGCAUUGAGCAUCCCAACACAAUCCAAGAAUAUAUGCAUCUUGCUUUGUACUGCUUUGCAAACAGCCAGUUGUCCACAGCACUCAAUUUACUGUACCGCGCACGCUACCUCAUGCUGUUGGUGUUCGGGGAGGAUCACCCAGAGAUGGCCCUCUUGGAUAACAAUAUUGGCCUGGUCCUUCAUGGAGUUAUGGAAUAUGACCUCUCACUGCGAUUCCUGGAGAACGCUCUUGUGAUCAACUCCAAGUUCCAUGGGGCCAAGUCCCUAAAAGUUGCACUGAGCCAUCACUUGGUAGCCCGUGUAUAUGAGAGUAAGGCUGAAUUUCGGUCAGCUCUGCAGCACGAGAAAGAAGGCUACACAAUUUAUAAAAAUCAGCUUGGCGAGCAUCAUGAGAAGACCAAAGACAGCUCGGAGUACUUGAAAUAUUUGACUCAGCAGGCUGUGGCCCUUCAACGCACAAUGAAUGAGAUCUACAAAAAUGGAUCCAAUGCCAACAUUAUGCCCUUGAAAUUCACAGCUCCCAGCAUGGCCAGUGUCUUAGAGCAGCUGAACAUUAUCAAUGGAAUUCUCUUUAUUCCGCUAAGCCAAAAAGAUUUAGAGAGCCUUAAGGCCGAGGUACAGAGACGGCAGCAGCUGCAAGAGGCCUUCAGGAGCAGUGACCAGCCAGAGACAGAAGAAAAAAAACCCGAGGAGGAUGUCCAAAGCCAGCCUGUCCACCCCAGCACCCCUUAGCUUGAAGAGCGUUCUAGUUAACUGGUCCUCACGACAGAAUCUGCCCCAGGUGGCUCAGCCUCACCCUGGGACAACUUUGGCAAUGUUGUUUGUUUCGGGGGGGGGGGGUUGUUUUGUUUGUGUUUAAUUUGCACUGGUACAAUGAAUACACAAUGCAAAAGAACGAAAUUUUGAGAAAUGAAGUUUGCCUGUCUAGACUGCCGUAAGCAGGCAUCCCAGAUGGAGUGGAACAGCAGCCGCCCAUGCCCAAAUGGCCUAACUAGACUGGGAGAUGUAGACUAAGGAUGCCACAUCGAGGUGGGACGGGGUAGAAGAGGGGUGAGAGGUGUAUGUUGCGCGUAUGUGUGUGUGUGUGUAUCAUCCAUCCAUUUCUACUGUGUACAUAAGAGAUUUAAUUCCAAGUGAGGGAUAAUAAUAUUUCUCAGGUCAUUUUUAUGUUGACUUUAAAAGGACAUUUAACUUUGCAAAAUGAAAUUUUGGUCACCGCCCCACCACUACUGAUUUUAACGUUUUUUUUUCUUCCUCCCUUCUUCCUGCCUUUAAACCUCAGCCCCUUACACUGUCUAGGUGUGUGCAACACUAUAAAUAUAUAUUAAAUAUAAAUUCAGCCAUAUUUUUAUCUGAAUAUUGAUUUUUUUAAAGAGACCCAAAUGGAUUUGGUACUGAAGAGACAAAUUUUUAAGGCACAACCUUUUUUUCCCUUCCCAUGCUUAGGAGAAAGCCGCUGGAUUCCUUUCAGGUGCCACAUUUUAGCUUCAUGGGGGGGGCAAAAGGGGGAGUAUUGUUCUUUUGCGACUUGUCACAUCCCAGGAAAAAAAGAGUGCCUAAAUAAAUUCCUUCUGGUACACACAAGAUGGAAUAAGAUAAAACAUCCCAAAGAAAGCAAGCUGGAAAGUUAAAAGCCACUUUCGACACUGUUUGAUCAAAGGUGUCUCCCCCUCACCCCACUCCCUCCACCCCAGCAUUUGCAAGUGAAUGG